UGCUGUCAGCAAUGGUUGACACAAACAGAGCUGUCAUUUGAAAGUUGACAACAAAUACAAGACAUUGGAUCCAAUCGAGUGACACAUCAUUGAGUUAACAGAGUGUCGAAAAUGUGCGACAAUUGUGAAGAACUGCGGUUAGAGAUGACGGGACUUCGGGAUCAAAGCAAUCAACUCAUCAAAGAGUUAUUGUGUGCCAAACAAGUGAUCAAAUGUCUCGAGAAGAUCAAGUGUUUGGCGAUUGUCUUGAAGACCAACUGCCGGUGCGAUCACAACAAGUCUCUUAUUAAGAGGAAUGAGUUCCUCUUCACGGACUACCGGCAGACCAAUCAGCAGCUGAUGGACAUCAACUCGGAUGAGGCCGUCAUUCACACCAUUAUCACGACCGCCGCCACCGCCGAAGAGUUGAUCACCGAUUGUCAUACAAAUGUAGAGGAGUCGAUGUCUGAACUGACAUCAGAUGUGGUGGUGUCUGAAGAACAGGUGUCAGCCAUGAAGUCGCCGAAGAGGUCGGCGCGAGUGCUGAAGAGAAUGCAAAUGAGUCCCAAAUAUGGCAAAAGUGUUGACUCGAGUACGAAGACACUGAUGACCAACAAAUCGGAAGUGAUUUUAAGUGACAACACCUUCCGGUGCGGUCUCGAGGGCUGUGAUUUCGAGUGCCGGCGAAGGAAUACCAUCGACCGACACGUGCGGUCGCACUACCAGUCCUCAGACGACGACCGGCCCUUUCAGUGCGAUGUCAACGACUGUCGCAACGCCUUCCGAUCCAAAGAGCAUUUACGUCAACACAAGCUAUCACUGCAUCCAGAAGUGCUGCCAAAUGUCAAUUGGAUUGAGUGUACGGCUCCGGGAUGUGACUACAGGACUAAGUCGAGUAAUGUGUUCUUCAAGCAUAAGCGCCGGCAUACCCUUCCCUUCGUGUGCCACCUGUGCGACCGGCGGUUCGCGACCCCCAAACCCCUGGAGGUUCACAUACGGCUGCACUCGGGGGUCAAAGAGCACGUGUGUCCGCACUGUUCCAAAGCGUACGGUCCGCGCAAGAGUCUUAUGGCACACAUCCAGCGCUCGCACAGUCAACACGUGUUUGUCUGCGAGUACGACGACUGCGACAAACAGUUCGCGUCAGAGGCACAGCUCCGACAGCAUAGGCUUAGGGUUCAUGACUCGAGUUAUGUGCGACCCGUGGCCUGCAUUUGGGUCGGAUGUGAGCGCAGGUUUGACACCAACGCUCAGAUGGAGGACCACCUCAACAAACACACCGGCGAACGCUUCCAUGAGUGCAGACAUUGCGGCCAUUCGUUCACUACUAAGGCUGACCUCUACUCCCAUGUGUCGAACCAGCAUAAGGACAGGCCGUACGCCUGCGAGUGGACGGACUGUAAAUAUAGGGCCGCUUUCAUGAGUCGGUUGAGGACUCAUCAGAAGAGACACGAAAUGCACACUAAAUGACCCCUUGGUUU
Oppiella nova is the source of this 1460-nucleotide messenger RNA. The record is from the annotation of a GenBank genome assembly. Lineage: Eukaryota; Metazoa; Arthropoda; Arachnida; Sarcoptiformes; Oppiidae.